CCGAGAGAACCUGAGAUGACCCCAGUGGGGCUCCGUAUAUUUGGGCUGCUGACGGCGCAACAACUACAUCCGGGUAACUGUGGUGACCUUGGUUGGUUGAUCAUCAUGGCGGCUAUCGUCAGGUUGAGUUCUGUGUGUCGCAGAGGAGUCAAACCUCUGUUCUACCAAAGCACUUUGCUGGCCAGGCCGCUGGUUGUACCACACAAAUACCAGGAGCAGCCCUACCUGCUGACAGCCAAGAUCCAUGCAUCCCAGGCUCUGCACGCGGGCUCUGGCUCUAAAGCUGCCUCUCUGCACUGGACAGCAGAGCGAGUUGUGAGCAUCCUGCUGCUGGCCAUGGGGCCCGUAGCCUAUUUGAACCCCAGUCCUAUGGUGGACUACUCCCUGGCUGCUGCCCUGACCCUGCACGGACACUGGGGUAUCGGGCAGGUGUUAACAGACUACGUUCACGGUGACACAAAGAUCAAGAUUGCCAAUGCAGGUCUCUUCCUCCUGUCCACGGUGACCUUCGCUGGUCUUUGCUACUUCAACUACAACGACGUGGGCAUCUGCAAAGCCAUCGCCCUGCUCUGGAGCAAAUGAAUAAAACUGGACUGGGAAACUUGGGAGGACCUAGACACUGGGACGCGAGCGAUCUUGUCCUGGCUGAUUGUAAAAAUUCAAGCUGUUCUAUGUAAAUUCUUAUAAAUAUAUCAUUUUGACAAUAUUACGGUGAUUCACAAGUGUGUAAUUGUAAUUUCGUCGAUCAAUUCUGGCUCAUCUGUUAAGUUCUUGCUCAGUUUAGUUAAAGUAAUGAUUUUGCAACAAGCAUCCAUUUUCGAAUAUGUGGAGACUAGCUUGUUUGUUUUCAGUGUGGACUACGUUCCACUGUAGAUCCUGAACAGCAACAUGUCCAGUUAUUUAAAGUGUCACUACCAGUUCUACAAAUAAGAGAUAUCCAAUAUACUGAAAUGUAAUUGUUAUAUUUACUGUGGACAUGCAUGUUUUCAACGAAACUGCUACAACUUCUAUCAAGUUGUACAGGCUAGUUUGAUUUAAUUUAUUUUUUAAAUGGUCCUGGUCCUUUUUGUGGCAGAUUUCUUAAAUGUGUUUUGUUUCUAUCACAAUGUGUACAUAGUACUUUUUGCUCUGACACUUAUCAGGAAUAACAGGACAGUACUACAGAUCUGAGCAGCGUUCGUAAGAGAAGUGACCCUUCUGGAACCGCAGUCAACUUUCUCAUUUCCUGUACUUAGAUGUGCUUUGUGCUAGUUGAUCUGUGUUCAAAAGGGGAACCGAGGCUUGCUCAAUAGUUAUUGGAGCACAGAGCAAAAACAUGGCCCUCCACUCUAUUAUUUGUGGAGGGCAACCCCACACUUACAAAUUAAUGGAUACACGGUCCACUUUGUAUGUCUGUUAUUACUCACCAUGUCGCUCAGUUUCGGUGUACUCCAAGGAGCAAAUGUUGGAAGCAACUUGAAGUCACAGGUUGUAUUGUGAAACCUCUACCCUCAGGUCUGCAUGUACUUGCAUCGGCCUGUUUAAUCCAGGAGAUUGCUGCUCUGUCAAAGGUUCAUUGAAGUCAAGGGAGGCUACAUCUGACCAGAAAUUCAAGCCAUCCAGUAAUACUCAAUCUUCCUGUGCAUCAGCACAAUGGCUAAUGAAGUCUAGCAAAGUCUUGUCAGCUAACAGUGUAUAAUCCACAGCAGGAUCUGAAAUCAACAGCUGCACAUUGCCGUCCUCACUCAAGACAGUAACAGUGACUAAUAUGAAUGCCUCUAACAUAUUGAGUCAUGUUGUACUUCAUGUAUGGAUUACAAACUCCUUCCACUGUGAGUGAGCAAACUGCACAUUAAAAAAAUACAUUUUGAAAAUAGUAACAAUGUACUUUUAUUUAGACCAUUUUACAAUUAUUAUAGUUAAGUUUACAACCUCAUGGCAAAUAAAACAGUCAAUUUCAGGCACUGUUCCUGAACCAGUGAGAGCCCGUUUGAUAAAAUUGUGUCAGGUAAUCUAGGAACACUAACUCAUGGUAUACACACACAGUCCUUGCAUGCAGCUAUUAGUACCAGCAAUUGUCUGUGUACUGCUGGAACAAGUGUUAAUCGCUGUAAAAAUUGAGUUCUGCAUUCAAUCUGUUGAUGAGAGCUUACAAUACGGUUGAUCUGUUUGCUUCCUACAGCAAUUGUCCAUUUGUGAUAUCUGUUCAAUUCAUGUUAUUUCAGAUUAUACGCACAAAAUGAGAUGUGGCAAGGAAAAUGUGCUGUUCCUGCCUCAGCAGAAUAAAGUUGGCUUUACAGAUGUUUUCA
Molecule: messenger RNA, 2288 nt
Organism: Morone saxatilis (striped sea-bass)
Lineage: Eukaryota; Metazoa; Chordata; Actinopteri; Moronidae
Gene: sdhdb
Product: succinate dehydrogenase complex, subunit D, integral membrane protein b
Exons: 4
Coding region: 16-582 (188 amino acids)
Biological process (GO): tricarboxylic acid cycle; mitochondrial electron transport, succinate to ubiquinone
Cellular component (GO): mitochondrial envelope; membrane
Molecular function (GO): ubiquinone binding; heme binding
Source: RefSeq, a predicted model, not a curated record